GGGAAAUGAGCAUGAAAUGUGAUUCCCCAAAGCUUCUGACGGUUGAUUGGAGAACCUGCUGCGUCUUUAGUUGAGUUUCCACAGCCAGGUGCUUCUCCACAAGUGACCCUUGGACAGUAACAAAACAUAAAAGCACGAACCCAAACCCCGCCACCAUCAUAGGUCUGAAGUUAUUGUGCAAUCAGUAAGCCAUGGCCUCUAAGAAAUUUGCUGUUAAAUGUGGGAAUUUUGCUGUCCUGGUGGAUCUUCAUAUAUUGCCGCAAGGUUCCAACAAAGAUACCAGCUGGUUUUCUGAACAGAAGAAAGAGGAAGUCUGUUUACUGUUAAAAGAAACCAUUGAUUCGAGAGUUAAGGAGUACUUGGAAGUUCGUAAACAGCAUAGGCCGUCAAACACAGAAUUCACAAGAUCCAGUCCCUUGUCCUUAAAAGGAUAUGGCUUUCAAAUUACAGCUUACUUCCUCAAGAGAGGGAUACGCCUUCGCUGCAUCAGGGGCACACAGAAUGCUGAACUCCAGGUAUUCCCUGACAGAUUUGUGGUCUGUGUAAGUCAGCUUGCAUUCAGCCAUGAUCAUUUGGCAAGUCAGAAUGAAGAAUUGACAGAAAGAGCUCUCCACGGAGUGUCUGAUUACUUUGCUGAGUGUGCAGAGAGUCCACUUCCUCCCAGUGCAAAGUUCCGGAGAAAUGCUCUGAAAGAAAUUGUGAAAAGAACUGAAACAAAAAGUAGCAGCGUGAGCAAAUCACAGACCAGCACGGACAUUGUGGGGACGUCUAGUGACUCCAUGAUUGCAGAGAUAGCAAGGAAGAGGAAUGAUGGUCAGGCCUCCUCCAGUCCCCUGUCAGAAUCCACGGGACAAGCAAAGGGUUACAUAAAGGCAGCUGAGAGCCACUGGGGGCUUCCUGUUCAAAAGCUGGAAACUGUUAAUCAGACCCAGGCAGGAGACACCAGCAGCCAGCAAAAACCUCAUCCUGGGGAGCGGUUGAAGACGGGGCUUCUAAGCGGGAGCCCGGUCUGUAGCUGUGAGUCAGCAUCACCGGGUCCAAAACAAAGUCCACGAAUGGCCAGAACACAACUGAAACGCAGGAACUGCGGCUCUGCGGAAGACUUCGACCACCGCAAGAGAGUUUCUCUUGGAAGUGAUCGAUUAGUCCCAAGGGAAGUAAUAGUGGAAAAAAGCAAAACUGUCAGGGUGUUGCCAACUUUAGAGUUGUCAGAUCCGGGGUUACUUUUGAAACAAGAUUUGGCAAAAACCACGUCUAAGGAAGAGUUGCAUGUUUUGGAAAAUCUCUCCUCCAGACGUCUUAUGAAAAAUAACCCAGCGGCACAGCAAACCGGCUCAGCCGCGAACACUGAAAGAUUAUCUGUGAUGCAGAGCCGCCCAGCCAAGAAAAGAAAGAAAUGCGAAAGAGGCCACAGAUACUAAAGAGCAUUACAAAGCCAUCAUUAAGGCUAUAGUGGCCAAACCUGUGAUAAGAGGGCCUCAUGUAUAGAUGCUGGGAUUUUAAAGGAAUUAAUUGGAAUGAUUAUUUUAAAUAGCAAAUAGAUAUCUGCCUCAGGAUUUGUUUUCAAAGCAGUCACUUUUAGGAGGAUAUAUGCUUAUUCUAACAAUAUUGCUACUUUCUCAUCAUACUUUGUAACUGUCUUCAGAAGCAUCGUUGUCCGGAAAUGUGUUAGAAAUCCAGGUGAUGGGCCCCACCCCAUAUCUGCUGAAUGACAGAUUCUGGGUGAUUCUGCAACAUGCUUAAGUUUGAGAACCACUGGACUAAGUGAAGAGACUCUUGUGUUUAUUUCCUUCAGGCUAGCAGCUGGCUACCCUGACCUGCAGCUCCUCAUCUGGGGCCCCGUGUGAACCUGUGCACCCUCGUACUCCCUCAAACUUGCUAAACACCUGGGUUUGGCGUAUGAGUCACUCUGUUCCCAAGUUCUACAGUGUGGCGGCCACAGCACCCAAGAGGUGUUACUUACCCUUAAAAUUGUCAGAAGUUUAUGGAUAAUUCGGCCUAUCAUUGGGGGAAGACACAGGGGAGGCUUGCUCUUACCUGUAGCUCAGGCGUGUCCCCAGUCCCUGCCCUUGCCCUCACAAUUUUGGUUAGGUUUGGGACAGACCAGAACCCAGGGGGAACUUGGUGGCCAGUUUCCAUUUUCCCAUUUGGAGGCUUCACAGACAGUUUCCAUUUCAGAAUAGGAGGCUUUCCUUUGCAGCGCCAUGCACUGUCUCCAGUGGGCUUGCUGAGAUGUCACACAGCAAUGACUUAUUUUGGAUGUACAUCCACUAAAAAUUUUCUUAGCCCAUUUCAUCCUAAAAUAGGGGGAAAAAAAACCAUAUUCAAAGGCUACCCAUCCAACACAUCUUUUUGUCUGUUCAACAUGGGGUGGCCUUUGAAAUAGCACCUCCACUAAAGUAAGGAAAGUCAAGCAUAUUCCCAAAAGUGUUGAAGUUAGCAGAGACAGGGUCUCCCUCUGUCACCCAGGCUGGAGUGCAGUGGCACAAUCAUAGCUCACUGCA
Molecule: messenger RNA, 2504 nt
Organism: Lemur catta (Ring-tailed lemur)
Lineage: Eukaryota; Metazoa; Chordata; Mammalia; Primates; Lemuridae
Gene: SLX4IP
Product: SLX4 interacting protein
Source: RefSeq, a predicted model, not a curated record